This is a messenger RNA of Caenorhabditis remanei, 747 nucleotides long. RefSeq lists its product as uncharacterized. The record is from RefSeq and is a predicted model, not a curated record. The transcript has 3 exons. Gene Ontology annotation, molecular function: G protein-coupled peptide receptor activity. NCBI's taxonomy places the organism in Eukaryota, Metazoa, Nematoda, Chromadorea, Rhabditida, Rhabditidae. Gene Ontology annotation, cellular component: membrane. The coding region runs from base 1 to 747 and encodes 248 amino acids.
AUGGAAUCCAUUCUAUUCCUCUACUUCCUCUCCAUCUUCCAAUUCAUCGGAAUUUUUAUAAACCUUCUCCAAAUACUUGUCCUCCUUCAAAAAGAAUUGCGCGCCAACGCCACGUAUCGAUUGAUGACGUGGAUAUGUUUCUCUGAUAUUCUCUCUCAAAUCUCCACAUUUUUUGCGUUUUCCCCUUUCUGGAUUCACGAGAAUUCCGGCAAUUGCAAGACACUCCUCGACACAAUCUCUUAUUUGCUCGGCACAAUAUUUUCCGACACCUUCCAAAGGGUCUCCAUCUGGUUGGCUCUUCUCAUAUGUGUCUAUGAGGUCAUGAAAGUAACAAAGCCUACAAAAGUGAUGACUACCGUAUUCUGUUUCGUUUUGUUGUCUGUAGUUUGGUCGUAUUUGGUGAAUUUGAGGAAUGUUGUGAUGCCAGUGGAGAUAAUGGAAGAGGGCUGCUCCCCUGGCACCGGAACUCGAUACGAAAUCGUGGUGGCUCAGAAGCAUCGAGUCCUCCAUGACAGGAUUUUGAUACUUGAUGGGAUAGUGAAGCUGAUUCCAAAUUUUAUGGAAGUGAUUUUGAUGGCGCUAUUGUUCAAAGCGGAGAAAGCCAAAUGUGUGGAUGAAAGGAAAAAACGAGAAAACCUCACUCGACUCAUCCUUAUCUUCAUGAUACCAUAUAUAUUAUCUGGAAUCCCAGGCACUUCUAUAAAUGUCUUGCAGCUGAUCUACCCGGAACACUCCAUGGUUAUGUAG